Messenger RNA from Monopterus albus (swamp eel), 2891 nucleotides. RefSeq names its product heat shock factor-binding protein 1-like. NCBI's taxonomy places the organism in Eukaryota, Metazoa, Chordata, Actinopteri, Synbranchiformes, Synbranchidae. The record is from RefSeq and is a predicted model, not a curated record. The coding region runs from base 698 to 904 and encodes 68 amino acids. Gene Ontology annotation, biological process: cellular heat acclimation. The transcript has 4 exons. Gene Ontology annotation, molecular function: transcription corepressor activity. Gene Ontology annotation, cellular component: cytosol; nucleus.
UCAAAUGUUUAGAGAUGGUUGCACCUGUAUUAAGCUGAAGUUAUUUUAUCUUUGUGACCUAGUUGCUGUGAACUGUGGAUGGGGAGAAUGGUGGGUCGAGUUGUAUGUUGUGUUGCUAAGCUAUGGUAAUUCAAGGGUCAAUUUUUUGUGCAUUCUCUUGCUGUUACCGGUGCAGAGAGAGAUAAAUAAGCACGUGAGCCUAAAUGCCCUAAGUUAUCAUGCUGUGAGUUAGUUAUGCCUGUUUAAGGGUGCACUAUGUAACUUUAUUUUCUAAUACCAAGAUGUUUAUUAAGGAACUGUGGUUGCUAUUUGAAUGCAUUGGUUGUUGAUUAUAUUUGCAUUUUACAGUUAUAUUAAUUAAUGUAUGGGAAAUGUAUGAAAUUAGAUACGAUUUAUUUUUGUAAAGAGUAUGAAAUUGAUUUUGAUUGGUCUGAUCUGUUGUAGGUCAGGUUUUUUUUUUUUGGGUAGAAGAAAAGAAACAAAAGAAACCCCUCUCAUCGCUCUGGAGUUCUUCCUGGAGGAAAUUAGAUCAGAAAUUCUCAGUGGAUGCUGGGUGGCGAGCCAGGUGAAAGCCUCAAGAAGAACUGAUUAGGAGAAAGACUUUUGUGAUCCGGUUCACUGCGGAGCUGGUAGGAUCCCUAACUCCAGUUUAAAAGGGCCCCAACGAUCUGACAUUCAUUUGGAGGUGAAAAGGAGGAUGGCAAAAACAGAGUGUAAAGCAGCUAAAGACAUGACAGCGGCGAUGGAGGAAACGAUGCAGCGACUUCAGGGAAGAUUCCAGGACAUCUCUGAACAGCUGGAGUCCAAAAUAGAUGAGAUGGGAACCCGCCUUGAUCACCUAGAGAAGAACGUGGUUGAGCUCAUGGCACAAGCUGGAAUGGAGAAGCAGGCCGUGACAGAGUGACAGCAGGCUCGCAGAUCAUCUGUCAUGGCUCUUUCCAUGUAGCCUCCUAGAACUGUGGUGUUUCUCUUGCUGUGCCAGCAGUGUUUCCCCUUUUUGCUGACAGAAAUGGUUCUCACUUUGAUCAGACAUCUUGAAAUAUGACUUCUGAUGUGAUCAGUUUACAGCUAAAGUCAUUAUCCGUGUUUUCCAAGCUGCUGCUGUGCUGCUAACAAAUGUUAACAGACUGUAACUGUUUCUGCUUUUUUUUUUUUUCAAAACAUGUCCAGUAUUUAAGGGUUACAUGUAGAGAUGUAGUGGUUUUCUUUACAUUUAGUAUUUUCUAAUCAUAUAAAACUUGUUUGUACCUUCAAGGUGUAAAAAUAUGGUAAAUGCAUUUCCUACCUCAUAUCAUUCUUCCUCAUUCACUGGCACAUUGUCACUUUUUAUGCCCCCUCAGUCUAUAUACAGUAUGUGCAUAUGUGUAAGUUAUUGGUACAUUUUAUGUGUGUCCUCAUUAAUGUAGAGCAAGAGAGAUUCACAGUGGGUAGAUCCCAGUUCCCUUAACUGCAUCCCAUUUCUCUCACUUGCAUCUUCUCCUUGUGUCUCAGUCCUGCCCAUGUAAGAUGUGAGGAAAAGAUGCAAGGAAAAAAUGUGAGGAGAGAGGAAUCAAGGAAAUGUUUAUACAGAUAUAAAAUGUCAUUUCGUCUGAUUCUACAUCUGAAGCAUCCACUCACCAACUGAUUUGCGAUAAAGGGGUAUGUCUGCCCUUAAAUUUCUGCAAAGGAUGGUCUCUAGUGGUUCAUGGGUCCUCCAGCAGCUUUGGGAUGUCCUUUUAGAUGGUGGAUCAGAAGAACUUCUAGGAAAAUUCUGUAUAAGGGAAUUGGGUUUUGCCUAACGCCAUGACCUGCUUAUCAAACAAUGUUUCUCAGAGCUACUGGUGGUCAGACACACAACAGACCGUGCUAACAUGGAUGAAGAAGAUGUUUAAAUUAUACCCCUAAAGAAAAAGUAUGGUGGGUCACAUGAGCAGGCAGUAAGCUGUUGACUGUGAAACUAGGAGGACAGUCAAGCUACAAUGUUACUUUGACUGUUUGAGAGCAUCCUGAAGCCAAAGUGCACACUUAACCAUGUCAUUUGAACAAGAGUGUCUUCACUGUAGGUUGUGAGCUGCGCCCAGCAGCUUGCUCACAUACCAUGCACUACAGUAGCUGAAAUAGCAUUGUUAUGUUCGCAGACGGUCCAAUUAAACGGCUCCAGAGUUCAUUUUGUAAACAAAAACUAUGAUGAAAGACUUUCUUUGACAACCUAAUUUUCAGGACACAAACAGAUUAAUUCUAAAUAAAAAGUAAGACUUGAUAACAAAAACUAUGAUGAAAUGUUUUACAGUAUGUUGUGUUUUCACAGUCUGACACAUGGAACCAGCAAAUUUUUCUUGAGACAACAGACCACCUUGGUUUUUGUUGUUUCUCAAAAGCAUCCUACCAUAAAACUACUAUGAAAUGACUUUGGCACAGGACUCAGACAACACAGCCUGUGUUGAUCACAAGCACGUUCUAUAAAGAAGGUUUGCACCCAGUGUGGGACCUAAACCUAUGACCCUGAGUUAAGGACUCCUGCUCUACCAACUGAACUAACCAGGUUUAUUUAAGUUGAGGAAUCAUUUUUUCACAGUUUGACACACAAAAAUACUGCUUUUUUUUCUUGAGACAGUGGACUAGCUAGCAGGUGGUACCUGCAUUAGCACUGCAAUUGAACACUACAAUAACUAAAGCAAAACCUCAAUGGUACUGUCUACAUACUGUAUGUUAAUAUUUUGUCACAAGAUAAAAGUAUGAUUUGAUUAAAAAUGAUUAAAUGUAAUUUGUAAGACAAAUCCUAGCUACUUAUUUUAUUUAAUGGACUUUUUUGUUUCUGCUACUUGUACUGGAGAAAUUAAGAAAAUUGAAUUUCUAUUUAUUAUUGCUAUAUAAAAGCUUAUUUGAACAUUUGAUCUCACCAGCUCUAUUUU